UUGAAAAAAAUUCCAAUCAAAGCUAAGAUAUAGCCUGAAUUUACCUACAAAUAUCAGACAUUCCUUGAUAAUCAAGCAUUUAUUCUUAUUUGACGGCGUAGAAUAGUACGUUUUCAUUUAAUUAAAUCUUCUUUGAGCCGUUCAAUAGAUUUUUCUGCAGGUGUACGACUUUAACAAUCUUUUUAUUCGUCUUUGUGGCACAUCAAUCAUCAAAUCUUACUGUUUUAAGUCAUACAAUGAAUUUUUCCACUGUAGAGAUCGUACGCAGUCAAAUCCAAUUGCUCAGAGGAAUAAAUUUGUGUGCACUCUGAAAACCUCGAGAUCGAGGUACUUUUUCACCGUUCUUUUAAAGGUGUUCAUUUCUUUGAUUAAUCGAUCUUUUUCCCUCACGGUCUGAUUUUAAAGGCUUCCUCCGAAUCAUGGGUCUGUGCUUGGCGAGGCCGAGAAAUGAUUGUGCACCAGUUUUUCCAAAUGAAUUACACAAUGAGUUUCAUGGAGGAGGAUUUAUUACGAGAAAUUUGGAUGAGUUUCAUGGAGGAUUUAGUACGAAAAGUUUGGAUGAGUUUGCUGUUCUUGAGGAAUCCAUGGAUGACUGUUCCAGUGCCAAGAUUAAAAUAGGCAAGGAUAAGUUGAGCAGUCCUGAGAAAUUUCAGUUCAACUCAGACAAUACUGCCGGUCAAAAAAGCCCUAAAAACCGCAAGAAACUGAAAACAAGAAGUAAGAACAGCAAUUCUUGUUCUGCUGAUUUGAUCUUGGAUUUUACUCUAGAUAUAGAUAUGCCUAAGAAGGUUAGCAGGUCUUGUUCAGAGAAGAAAAUUUUAAGACACGGAUCUUUGAACAAUUGUACAGAGAUGAAUCCCAUCUCUGUAGACUGUGAGAAUGCAAAGGGAGAAACAGGGGAAGAAGACGCUGAUUUUGAUGAAAUUUUAUUUGGGCAUAAAACAGCGGAAAUUCUUGAUUUCUUCCGGGAGCAUUCAAGCAAUACAACAGCUGACUCUCCACAUUCAAGACCCAAAUUGCAGAUUUACAGUAUAUUGGAUAUGAAGAAGCUUAAAUCUAUAAGGUUGUCUCAGUUCAGCAAGUCCAGCAGAUUUGGCAGUAGCAAUUCUGAGACAGAAAGCCCUCGUAGCAAACUGAUUGGACUGCUGAUGAAAAAUCUGAGUUCUAGGUCGAAGUCAAAAUGUAGUGCAGACAAGAACAUGGGUGAUAUGAAGUCUGCAUGUGAGUGCAAUGAUAAGAGUGUGAGGCAGAAGGAAUUGGUUCAAGAACAUAAGAAACAUAAGCCUGGGAGAAGGCCAUGCUUGCUUUCAAUGUUUAAUGUUGAUAGAUCUUUCACUGUUGAAGGAAAUACUGAAACCUUAAUUUUUGCAGACCAUGACAAGACCACAACUGGGGUUCUUAAUAACUUAAUGGGUGGAAGCAGGGUGGAUAUUAGAAUCCCAGUAAAGACAUUGAGUAAUGAGUUUGUUAUGUUUAAUUUCUGCCCUAAUGAAGGAGGUGCUGAUUCAACAAAGCUACAUGAAACCACUGCAUCUGCAGUUGCAGGAGUGAAUGAUGUGGGAUUCCGGUCGAUGCACCAACUGCAAGGUGUGUGUAGGCUUUCAAGGUUGUCUUUGACAGAGGAGGAGGCUGCUUUUGGUUCUCCAUUUUCCAUUGGUAGAGGGAGAAGAUCAAAAGGAUCAGAGUUUCCCGAGGAUCUAAUACUAGGGCGACUGUCAGCUGAUGCAUUCAGUGAUUCAAGCUCUGAUCUUUUUGAAUUAGAAUUCCUUGGCCAUCAAAUGGGUUUUUGACACAGAUUUUAGCAGUUGAGAAUUUCUGUCUGCAGGCCCAGAGCAGAAGAAAAGGGGCAAAUGUGCAGACAGUUUUUGCCUUGAAGUUGUUUAUACUUUAUAGUCUGUCUGAAUGGCGAGUGGAAAUUUGCAUUACUAUAACUAUGUUUUAAGCACAAAUUUCAUCGAAAGAUGGAAUUAUUAUAAUCAUAAUAUGUAGCUGAAAUGUGCAUAUUUUAUUACCCAUUACUUCAGCAAUUUUGUAUCCAUCGAUUGCACACUGUAACUCCACUUUCUCAUUCAAAUCUCAUGCGCUAAAGUACUAAUGUAUUACUUGAUGCAAGAUGUAGUAGCUAUUUUGGUUUUGAG
Cryptomeria japonica (Japanese cedar) is the source of this 2138-nucleotide messenger RNA. RefSeq lists its product as uncharacterized. Lineage: Eukaryota; Viridiplantae; Streptophyta; Pinopsida; Cupressales; Cupressaceae. Bases 420 to 1790 code for a protein of 456 amino acids. The record is from RefSeq and is a predicted model, not a curated record. The transcript is spliced from 2 exons.